Molecule: messenger RNA, 1335 nt
Organism: Photinus pyralis (common eastern firefly)
Lineage: Eukaryota; Metazoa; Arthropoda; Insecta; Coleoptera; Lampyridae
Exons: 2
Coding region: 57-512 (151 amino acids)
Source: RefSeq, a predicted model, not a curated record
ACAUUCCACACGUGUUUUCUUUUUAUAUUAUUUUUUUUGCUUUGGAAGUUGCUGUGAUGGGCAAACGACGGAGAAAAAGCCCUGUUAGUAGAAUAGACGUGAAAAGGAGAAGAUUGUUACGGAAAUUGGAUAAAUUAGAUCGCGCUUCGGGUUUACACAAAGAGAGCAGUUGCAGCAGCGAUACAGCUGACACGAGAUCCGAACGCGGAAGUACACCAAUGGAGUCUAAUAGCGAUUAUGGACACUUCGAGGACCUUAUUCACGAGGAUUCUAUUGCUUUUUCUGAACAAGGUACAGUCGCUGUAAGCUGUAUUGGCGAAGUGGAUGGAUGGCUAUUUGGCGUUAAUUUAGAUGAGAGAGUAAAGGCUUCAAAAAAUCUGGAGAGAGUUAGUCGUGACGUGACCUUAGACAGAUUAAAGCUAAAGCACCAGUUACCAACAAGGAGACAAAAAACUUCACAAGUCGGUCUCAUUCUCAUUACCAUCGAGUUCGGUGGGACCGCCAACAUUUAAAUCAACGGACUCAACCCUUUCCAAGAUCCCAGAGUCAAUAUCAAGAAGGAAGAUUUCAACGGAGUCAACACACGUCUCAGAGAAGACCUCCCAUGAAACGACCCUUCAAACACAAUUGAACAUUGUAAGUGGAUCAGCUGGCAGGUUGGCUAAUUUUUAUAAUAUUUGGAGUAUAGUUACAAAUAACAAGAUGGUAUUGUCUUGGAUUAAGGGAAUAUAUAUUCCUUUUACUCGUACUCCAUCCCAAUCUUUUGUAAAGAAAGAACCGAACUGGUCCCAGUCAGAAUUUUUAAACAUAAAAGAUUCAAUAGCCAAUCUUUUAAAUAUGAGAGCUAUUAGUCAGGUAGCUGACUGUCCUGGUCAGUUUGUUUCAAAUAUUUUUUUAGUACCAAAACCUGAUGGUAGUUUUCGUUUAAUAUUAAAUUUGAAAGAGCUUAAUAAAUUUGUUGCUUACCAUCAUUUUAAAUUGGAAGAUGUUAAAACCGCUAAGACUCUUAUUGCUAAGAAUUGUUAUCUAGCAAAAUUAGAUUUGAAAGAUGCAUAUUUUCUUUUGUCUAUCGACAGGAGACACCGAAAAUUUUUAAGAUUUUUGUUUAAUGGGAACUUAUAUGAGUUCAAUUGUUUACCGUUUGGGUUAAGUUGUGCCCCAUUUAUUUUUACGAAGAUUAUGAAGCCGGUCAUUUCUUUGCUUAGAAGAAGGGGUUUGUUUUCCAUAGUUUAUUUAGAUGAUUUCCUUUUAUUAGGACAAUCUUAUAAUGAUUGUUUGUACAACAUAACCCAGACGAUUAUUCUCUUGGAAUCCUUAGGUUUUAUUAUAAACAGG